AUGCCCAACGUAUGCAUUUUCGAUUGCAGGACGCCAUACGACGUCGCUCGUCAUUAUGUGGACCUGCAGAACGAACGGAACAGUCAAGGAACCAAGAGGUCACACAUCGAGAUGUGCAACGACUCGCAGAUGAUCGCCAAGAACUGGGAGAACAACUGCAAAGAAGAAAGGGAGGAGAGGAGGCGGAAGAAGAAGGAGCAGCAGGACAGGGAGAAUCGCCAGGACAACGACGAGAGCAAGCCACUCACCGAUGAGAAGAAGCAAUCAGUGGAAGUUCGGUACCGCAGGUACGCGGUGGAAACCCACCCCGAGGAAUUCCCGAAAUACGAGCCAUUCUGCGACGCGAAGGAGUCCUACAACAAGAUGGUCACCAUGGGCGUGUGGCAGGAUUACAAGAACUACUGUCGGAAAUUCUGCAAGUUCUCAGACGCGAACCUGGACAGUCGGAAGGUCCUUUUCCUCAACAACGAAGUGUGCAAGCUUUUGAUCAAUCAUGUCAGUUUGUGGCCAGCGUGCUUGCCUCUCCUGGAGUUGAUUAUCCCGACGACUGAUGGCAAGCCGUGGGUCCUGAAGGAGACUGCCCAGUCAAAAAGUUUGUCUUGCCUCCUGCUCCCUUUGAAAGAAUCGAAGACGUUCCAGCUCAGCAUCGCCCCCGCCAAGCAGUUGAACAGCGGGGCCUUGGCGGCGCCGCAGAAAGAAGAGGGGACCAAGAGGAGGGCCAGGCCAAAGGCUUCAGCAAAGGCAAAGGCAAUCGAGAAGCUGUCUGCAACAGUCACUGAGGGGAGCGGCAGCAGGACUGCGACCUUACUAGAUGAUAUGCUCACGUCUCUUAAAUUGAGCAUCCAGGGCGUCAAACAUCCAGACGAUGCAUGUGUGGACCAAGCUUCGGAGUGGUGCUUGGCAUUUGCACUCAGUGAUCAGAAGGGCAUCGUUCUUGAGGUCGGCAAGGCCCCGAAUGUCAAGGAGAAGAAGUUCGCGACAUGGGCUGCACUACGAAAAGUUAGCAAGAAGAAGAAGAUCGUCGAUCACCACUCCUCGUAUGAGCGCGAUGAUGAAGCAGAUGGCCAGAAGGAGGAGGACCCAGAUUUACGUGGAGAUGGAGCUGCUGAUGAAGCCAACUCGACCGACGAAGAGGAUCAUGAGAAACGCGAUGGGCCCGGUGAGCUCGAGGUUGCUAUGAACGUGGUCGGUGUCCUCACGACGUUUCCCAAGGUAGCAAGUCGGACUGCGACUUUCUUGCAGCAGAAUCCACUGAAAGAUGCAAUGACGUUGGCCAUGAAGUCGCACGACGCCCUGAACCGUGUCAGGGUGUUCUUGUGGAGGGAGGUACCUGACAAGCUUUCUGUGCGAUCUGAAAGUGCUGCUGCUACCGCCAUGAGUGACGUCAUCGUGCCUAUGCUACAAGCGAAGAUAUUCGAGGAGGUGCCUCCAGAGAUGAUCCAGCUCGCGUACGUUGUCUACUCUGAGACCGCAGCGGAUCUGUGGGCUGACCGCGAAUGCGUUGAGAUGCACUUGCAACUGAGGGCGCUGUACGUGAAGCAUUGCCUGGCAGAGGUGGUUGAGUGUCUGUUAGCCUGGGACUUCGAGAUCACUGGCGAUGGAGACACUACGGACACUACAUCAUAUAAGGAUUCCUUGGUCACCCUUUGCAGAAGUGGCCAGAAGUUCUUGACGACGAGCCUGGAGGACAUUGCUGUGUUGGACGCGAACAAGUUUACGGCCGCAGAGUGGACAAAGUUCUGGGUCCGAGUGUUCGAGAAGGCGACUCAGCUCAGUUCUGGCCGCCAGGUGGAGAGACGCCAAGAUAAGGAAUGGGAUGAUCUGCAGAAACAGUGGACCGCCCAAAUUUCCAAGACGAAGGUCGAAGAACUUCGAGAGCUGCUGGCGAGCCAGCGUGGAUUGUCCGCUGCAGAGUUGAAGAAGAUGCUGAAGGACCACGUCGUGAAAGAACUUGUUGCAGACAAGCUUGCUGCGGAAAAGAAAGAAGAGGACAUCUUGGCUCAGGAAUGGGCGAAGCUAAAGGACGGCGCUCUCCAAUCACUCACCACCAUGUCUGAGGACGUACCUCGAGAUCAUGCGGAGCGGGAGGGUGAUGAAGGCGACGGCCCUGGCGACAUGGUGAAGUUCGACACCCAGAUGAACUCGCAGGUGGAAGCUCUCUGGACCGCUGGAGUGCAGGCAAGCAUCGCUCAGUCUUGGAUGCUCAGCUGCAUCACAUCACCAGAGUAUGGCGACAAAGGGCUGCGCUGCAUCGCGUACAAGAUGCCCAUCAAGACGGAGGCACAGGGGAAGCCGAUCAAAC
Messenger RNA from Prorocentrum cordatum, 2302 nucleotides. The record is from the annotation of a GenBank genome assembly. Lineage: Eukaryota; Dinophyceae; Prorocentrales; Prorocentraceae.